UAACCACUAGGUUUGCUGGUUUGUUUUUCUCUGUGUACUACUCUUUAUAAGCACUGAGGAAUGAGAACUGCUUAUGGUAUUGUUGUUCUCCUGCGAGAUGAUGAGACAGAUAGUAAACAGAGUGAGUAGUCACAGGCCUGAAUCCGAGUCCAUACCUGUUGAAGAUGAAAUUGACGAUGAAAUUGGCCAUAAUUUCAAUUGGAAGGCUAUUACUCUGGAGCAAUAUUUCCUCGUCGCGAACUUCAUCUUCAAGUUUCCUUCUGUUGUUUUUGGUCAGCUAUCUUCCUCGGAACACCCUGUGUAUGGAUUGCUUAAUAUAGUACUAUCUUACAUAGCCUUCAUCAUUUCAAUCAUUUUCCUUGUUCGCGAGCGUCGACAAGGACGAGUUGCAUUGAGAUGGAGGUGUUUACCAAGAACAUCUGCUGAUAUUGAAUUCAUUUGUGGUAUAGCUGAAUGUAUUAUUACAUCAAUAGCAUAUUUUAGCUAUUUGUCUAGACAUGUUGAUGAUCCUAUCAGGAUAAAUGUCUGGCCUACUGUUUUUGCCUUUGUUGGAUUGUAUUGUAAUUUCUCAGCAACAGCCAAUCUUUCCCAUAGACGGCCAAGUGUCUUACCGCUGACAAGGCGGCCCAUCCCACAUACUCAGUCAAUCCCACCACCAUCACUGAGUAAUGAGUCAAUCCAACCACCACCACUGAGUAAUGACUCAAUCCCAUCUCCACAGAAUACCGAGUCAACCCCACUUUUAAGCCAGCCUAUCCCACAGACAACCUUUACUCUGGCCAAGCUAAAUGCUGCCACCAAUAACUUCUCACCAGAUAACGAGAUUGGUGCAGGAAGCUUUGGUGUUGUUUAUAGAGGCAAAUUAGAUGAUGGUCGUGAAGUUGCAAUUAAAAGAGGGAACACUGGGGCAAAUAGUAGCUGGUUUCAAGAGGACGAGAAUGGAUAUAGUAGCAGGUUUCAAGAGGACGAGAACGGAUUUAAAUCUAAAUUAGCGGUUUUGUCAAGACUUUGCCAUGAGAAUUUGGUUGGGCUUGUUGGAUAUUGUGUAGACAGCGGCGAGAGACUUUUAGUUUAUGAGUAUAUGAAUAACAGCAGUUUGUCCUUCCAUUUACAUGAAAAGAAUAGUAGUGAGUUCAAUUUUUGGAAAAUGAGGAUAAAGAUUGCAUUAGAUGCUGCUAGAGGAAUCGAGUAUCUUCACAAAUGUGCAGACCCACCGAUAAUUCACGGAGAUAUCAGAUCUUCUAAUAUUUUGCUCGAUUUAAACUGGAAAGCAAGAGUUUCUGAUUUUGGAUUGUCAUUGAUGGAUCGUGACUCUCAAAGCUAUUAUGGUUUUAUUGGUUAUGAUUCAAAUGUACUAACCACAGACACGGAUGUCUAUAGCUUUGGUGUGGUAUUAUUAGAACUAUUGACCGGAAGAACAGCUAAAUUUCAAGAUGAUUAUGAAUCAGAAAAGGUACGAGAACUUGUGUAUUUUAUAAACAAUAUUAUUAAGUCCCGUGAGGUUAUAGCUCGUAGGAUUGCCCGGCCAGUGCUUGAUGACACAGACGCACUUAAUAAUGAGGUUUUGAAUGAGGUUUUGGAUCAGGUUUUAGAUCCUAGGGUUGCCCGGCCAGUGCUUGAUGAUAAAGACGCGGUGGAGUUGGUGUUCAAGACUGCACUUCGAUGUGUGAAUUCCAAAGGGAUAGAUACGCCAACUAUGACUAACAUUGUUGCUAAUUUGGAGCAAGCUCUCUCAUAUUGUUAUUCUAUGCCAAGAUUUGCAAAGAUUAUUGAUAGAAGGCCACAAAUAUAAAUUUCAUUGGAUGAAGAAACAAAUUGUAGUUUUUCUUUUUUUUGAAGAAAAACAUAUUGUAGUUGAUAAGGAGGAUGUUUCAACUUAAUGUAUUUCUCUUCUUAAACAAUGUUAAGGCAUUCCCGUUGCAGUUUCCUAUAAAA
Molecule: messenger RNA, 1935 nt
Organism: Jatropha curcas
Lineage: Eukaryota; Viridiplantae; Streptophyta; Magnoliopsida; Malpighiales; Euphorbiaceae
Source: RefSeq, a predicted model, not a curated record